Messenger RNA from Macrobrachium nipponense, 8735 nucleotides. It is a transcript of the gene Tpst, whose product is annotated as protein-tyrosine sulfotransferase-like. Gene Ontology annotation, cellular component: Golgi apparatus. Gene Ontology annotation, biological process: peptidyl-tyrosine sulfation. The transcript has 7 exons. The record is from RefSeq and is a predicted model, not a curated record. NCBI's taxonomy places the organism in Eukaryota, Metazoa, Arthropoda, Malacostraca, Decapoda, Palaemonidae. Gene Ontology annotation, molecular function: protein-tyrosine sulfotransferase activity. Bases 483 to 1790 code for a protein of 435 amino acids.
GUGACAGUUAAUGAGUAUAGGGGCCUAGAAGUGUCAGGUAUUUUGUCUUAGGUCAAGACUUGACUCGCCCGUCUUUUGAGCGAUUUCAUUCACAGGGUGAGCCGCCACAACGAUUUCGCUCUUCGGAUGCGACGAGUCAUUGAAAUUUUGGUGUGCGUUGUAAAGACGCUCUCAUACCAUCGCUACUACUACUACUAACAAACUUUGUGUAUUGGUGAAAAGGAGGAAAAUUUUCAUCUCAGCCUGUGACAAAAGCAUUGCGUGAUAGCUACUACCCUACGUCUUUUUCCUGUGCCAAGUUACAGUUUGAAAUAGUGGAUACAGUUACCCUGAAGAAAUCGCUGUAAAAUCGAGGUUCCCCGUAUGUUUCCAACCUGUACCUUAUUUUUCAUGUGGACGACAUUCGCUUGCAUAUUUACACCGGGACGCUCCACUAUAGCCCGUGUUUGGGCGAAAUCUGCCUUUAAGAUGGUGGUGUUAAGAUGAGGGCCAGGUCACCUGCCCCUCCUGCCGCGACAUCGGUUUCCUUCUCCUCCUCCUCCUCCUCUUCCUCGUCGUCGUUGUGCCCUCCCGGCAUUAUAGGUUCUCCAAAGUCGCACUCCGGGUCCUCGUCAGUUUUCAAGAAGCCCUUCUUGAUCGUCCUGCCUUAUCUGGCGUUGGUCGUUCGGUACGUCACUUCUGUGAAGUGUAAUGCGGUGAUGUGGAGAAUGGUUCGGCGAUAUUUGCCCUACACUUUGGUUGGGGCAGUCAUACUGCUUCUGCUCUACCGAACCCAGCUGCCUUGCAAAGAAUCGCAGCCAUACAUUCACGCCAGAGAGCGUAUUGCUACCGACAGCAGUGGAGCUGUGCAUAAAUAUGAUCGUGGAGAAGCCUUAAUAUUUAUUGGUGGGAUGCCCAGGUCGGGCACUACUCUAGCGCGUGCCAUGUUAGAUGCCCACCCUAACAUCCGAUGUGGGGAGGAGACCCGCGUAGUGCCCAGGAUAUUGCAGAUGAGGCAACAGUGGAAAAGAUCUGCAAAGGAGUCGAUGAGAUUGCAAGAAGCUGGUGUCACAGAUGAGGUGUUAGAUGAAGCAAUAUCUUCUUUCAUCUUGGAUAUAGUAGUCAAUCAUGGUCAUCCAGCUUCCCGCCUCUGCAAUAAAGAUCCUUUCACAUUAAAGUCAGCCUCAUAUCUUUCAAAACUUUUUCCCAACUCUAAGUUUCUAUUCAUGGUGAGAGAUGGCCGAGCGACAGUGCAUUCCAUCAUAUCGCGUAAGGUCACCAUCACUGGCUUUGAUCUUUCAUCUUACAAGCAAUGUUUACAAAGAUGGAACAAUGCAGUACAAACUAUGAAUACGCAGUGUGAAGAACUUGGCCCAACUAAAUGCUUGCAUGUCUACUAUGAACAGCUAGUUUUGCAUCCACAAGAAUGGAUGAAAAAGAUUUUGAAUUUCUUGGAAAUUGAGUGGAAUGAUGCUGUUUUGCACCAUGAAGACCAUAUCAAUAAACCUGGAGGAGUUUCACUCUCCAAAGUGGAACGUUCCAGUGACCAAGUAGUAAAGCCAGUCAACCUUGAUGCUCUUACAAAGUGGGUUGGCCAGAUUCCAAAAGAAGUGGUUGAAGAUAUGGCCAACAUAGCUCCCAUGUUGGCAACCCUUGGGUACGAUCCAUAUGCCAAUCCACCAAAUUAUGGUCAGGCUGAUCCCAUGGUGGCCAAUAACACAAAACGAAUUAUAAGAGAAAUGAACAAGUGGCAGGACCGGGCUGAGGAAGCUCUUAGUUUGUCUAAACAUCGCAAAGGUGAUAACACGUGAUUGCUGUGAAGACUGUUUUCCCAGUGUUUACUGAUUCCCAGUAAACACUGGUAUGACUCAAAUGUAGUAAAUAGUUGGGGCUAACUUAUGUGAGUGUGUGGCAUUUGAAAUUUGGUGUUAAUAGUAAAGAUAACAUCAUUGUCAUCCUUAAAUCUGAAGUGAAUAAAACAGAAGUAUACAGUGAAUGUAUGUGUUGAUAUAUUUGUUUUGAGUGUCUUCAACUUUGUUGGUACAAAGACUCAUAGUAAUGAAAUUGGACCAACAUAUUUAUGUAUUGUCAUGAAAAAUGGAUGUGCAUUUAAAGUACUACAAGGGGCUGCAAUUCAGAAACACCCAUUCCUCCCUCUGAUGUUGGAGACAUUUCCUUGAAUACGGUAUAUCCAUCAGUUUAUGGCCUCUUAGGAGGAGACUUGCCUUUCGCAUAGUUGGUUUAUGGAUUGAAAUUUUUAAAUGUUCUUUCAAAUUAAUGGAAAAAUUCAGUGAAAUUGGAGCAAUUAUCCACACAUUGCUCUUCUUGUUUCCAGUAUUGAGAAAUGCAAUCAAAAGUUCCCUUGAGUUGAUAUACAGUUUAUAAGUUUAAUAGUUCCUCUGUUGUCUUCACAUUUGUCUCGAAAAUAAUAUUCUGAACCUAAGGAACAUGAUGAAGAAUUAGCAUUACCACAAAAUUGAACAUUACUUGUAUUGAUGUACAAAUACAGUGUAUAUGGUUACAAACAACGGAAGUGUUAAGUGAUUUAUAAAAAAGAUAUUCAUGCAGUACUGUUGGCAGAAGCUAAAGCACAAUUGUGUUGAUGUAUAUUUUGUAAAAGAUUUGGUAUAAUGCCAUGCAUACAAUUUAAAAUAAUGUGGAAUGCCUUAAAAUUUAUUUAAAAGAUCAGCCUUAAUGAGAGUUAACAUAAUUUGAAAUUAUGAAAUCUUUGAGAAUUUCAUAAAUUUGCACAAAAGGUGAACCAGGGAAAGUAGGGAAAGAAAAGUCACUGUUUUGUAAUGUGGGCAUGACUACUGUUCUGCAGUAGAAAAUAUACGCACUUUGGUGUAAAGUACAGAGGUGCUUGGUUUUGUACAUUAUGGAAUUUUAGAAAUCUUCCUGUGCCGUGCUGGAGUCUGGAGUUGCUACAGGGGACUAGUGCUAAACUAUCACUGAAAAAUGUUGGUUAAAAUAUUAAAUGGUGCUCAAUACCCAACUAUAAUUUUAGUAAUUUAUACUUGUGUGCUUCUUAUGUAACAUAUGUUUGUUGAUAUUAUUAAAUAUAUAGUCAUGAAAACUGGAUAUCUUGCUAAAAGUAAAAUCAACUUUAAUUUACUUAAAUCUUGUGAGAAUAGAAACCAUUGCUUUUAAUGUAGUAUUCCUCAGAUGGAGCUGGAAUAUAUUAUUGAAACUUGAUAAUGAGUUCGUUAACCCAAGAUGAAUGGCGAGUCUGGGAGCAAGCACUUUCCUUUGGCCAUGGCUAUGAACAAAAGUGAAGAGCAAAAGCUGUUUAGAUAGUACUGCCAUAUCUUUUCUACCCUUUCUUCCUUCCUUCUGGUGGUUCUUUCCUGGCUUUGAAGGGAUAUGUGCAUGAGGAUAACCGACUAGAAUCCACACACUGACUGUGCUGACCCAGGUGCUUGUGCAAAACUUUCCGCAAAUGAGACUAGGACAUAUUUGUGGUUUGCAACUGCCUGCCCAUUCUUCAUCAGGGCACCUACUAAAGGUGUGGCCUUCUCUCUAUUCCAGGAAGCCCAUAGUUUUCUGCCAUUUCGAAUUACUCAGAUGUGGCUAAGGUGCUUUUCCUGCUCUUGCUGCCCCUCCUGUCCCUGCCAAGGAGUUUAACCCAAUAGUCUCUUGUUGUGCUCGUCUUACUUGUGGGAAACAUGCCUAUCUUAUUAAGUAGGGGUCACAAUAGUUCUGCUAUGGUGGAGAAGAGUUAGAUUCAGGGACAGAGGAGGGUGGAGAUAUGGAGGUGUAUCUCUUCUGCUACUCCUUCCUGUUUUCUGAGUAGGAGUAAGUAUAUAGUAGUAGUUUAGGAAUUUCUUUCACGAGAUCAUGCUGGAUUUAAUAUGACUUUCCUCUCAGAAGGACAGAGACAGUGUUUGCUAACCUCUGGGUGAAACAUCUACUGUAGAUGGGGUUGACAUGGGUUCCUGAGCAUGCUCAUAACAUGAGUCUUCCUUCAGCAAAGUUAUGCAGAGUAGAGUUGGCACCUCCAUCUCAUUUGGCAAGUGCAUGUAUGGACAGGUUUGGUGCACAUCAGGACACUACAAUAUUCCUGGAUAUCAUGAUCUGAAUGUGGUUGUUGGUGCACACUUGUGGAUCAUGUAUAUGUGUACAUGAUCCACAUCUUGUGUGUUCAGACAAGAGGGUUCAAGUGCAAAUGUUGCUGUAUUACGAUACACUAGAUAUGGCGAGCAUCAUGCAUAUGAUUGUGCAGACUCUGAUAACACGUGUAAGAGUUUGUCCAAAGCCUCUAUUGGUUCAGUUUUGGCUGGUCAUACAAGUCUAUAAGAAUGAGAAACAAUUUUAAGAGUUACGAGGCAAUGUAGGCUUGUAAUUCUGUGAUUGGUAUUACCUGUUCCCAUACAUAUGUCCAUUCCUUGGGGAAUCUGAUGGAACUGGAAGGUCCCUCACCUUCAAAACCCCACCAGGCUGAGUUGUUUCGACACUUUUGAGAGGUCAUUGAGCUCAUUAACCCUUAAUGGACUGAUUGCUGUCUCGGGAGUAGUAAUAACAGGUUUGAGGUGGUGGACGGAUUAAUCCUGUAGAUAAACGGUAUUGAGCGCCAUCAAUUUGGAAAGAAUCGGGUGGAAAGAAGUGCCAAUACUUCUAUAACUCAUAAAUUCACUUAUAGGCAACUUUUACACAAGCUAAAAUCAAGACUCGUGGCUCAGGACUUCAGUUCUUCUGACUUCAAGGUGGAAUGUAUUGCGUCUCUCUCAAAUGACGUCUUUUUGUAAAUUUGCUCACAAAUAUACCAAGGGGUUGCUGUUGGUUUUUGUUCUUGUCUUUUAUGAUAGUAUUUAGGUUGUAAAUGUAAUUUUGCAAAGAAAUAUUAAAAAAACACAAAAAUAAAGAAAAAUUUACUGAAUCUUCAUUCUCAGAAAAUUUAUGUAAAUAUUUUACAACAAAUAUACUAAGAAUUUGUUAAUGAUCACAAUUCUUACCUGUUUUGAUAUGGGUGAACUGUAAUUAUAAUUUUACAAAAUAAAAUUAUUAGAAAAAAACAUAUACAAGUUGGUAAAAUUUACGACUUGUAAAAGAGGCCCCACAAGGGGUUGUAAAUAGUCAUUUUCAACUUCUCGUGGAAGGCAAGGAAAAUUUUUAUGAAUUUUUUUUCUUUCACCAUGUGCAUUUCCUGUUUCCAUUGAUGUGGGUUUUUUUUGUUUUGGUAAAUUGGCUGAACUCAAAGUUUAUCUGGCCUGAGGAGCUAUAUGUUGAUAUAUUUAUCUGUCCAAUAAGGGUUAAUGAGCACACUGAUCUGGGGAGGCAAAACCAGUGGCAUUGUUUAACUAUUCUUAGUGACUGUACAUUUAUCAGGUGCACUUUGGCAAUACAAGACCAUUGUGGUCUUACCUUGCAAGUGGUGUUAUGGACCAGGUGAACAGUCUGAUCUCCAGAACAGAAUGCUCCUUGCUGUUUAGCAGAUGGUGUGACUCCCUUAAGGGAGGGCUAGAAGCAUUCCUAGCCCUUUUGGCCACAUCUUCCACCUCUGGUUAAAAAGGGAGGCAAGGAGAAGAAUCAAAGGAGAUGCUGAGGUAGAAAAUCCUUUACAGUUGCCUUUCAUAUCAUUAAGCAGUGUAGCAGAGAUGGGCCGGAGUCCUGGGUGGUCUCCGUUGUUCAUGUCAAUCCUGUUUUUGGUCUACCCCUUAGGAUCUCCCAAGCUCUGGGUCUGCUAGGAAAGUACAAGAAAAUAUGCUGAAAGUUGUAGAUAAUUGCACUCCUGACUUUUAUAAUCUUUUCUUGGUAGAGAAAUCAUUUGCCGAGUUAUUGAGUCACUUCUUUGAAUGAAUUUGUGCUUGAAAAGCUAAUUUUUUGUUGUAUUCCCUCAGAGGGGAUGACUCCUUACUUUCAGUGAAUCAGAAGAUGUGUACCCUCAGGUACCCAUCCAUUAGCCCUUCAAGCAUUGCCUUCACUUUUCUUUGAAGACUGUCCACGAGUUCAAAGCUUUGUGCUUUAGACUGGUGAGCAUUCUCAGAUGCACAGUACUUAGGAAGAGAGACUGCUUCUCAAAUUUUGUUGUGAUUUGGGGAUUAUAAUAGUAACCACCGGAAUCUGUUUUCUAUUCCACAUAUUACUCUAGUUUCAGGCUUCUGAAGGAGCAAGGUGGCUUAAUCUAAAACAACUGGAAGUUGGAGAUCACACGCAAAGCAGCAGGCAAGUUCCUGGUCAUGCUGGUAGAUACAGAAGCAGGGAAUUUUUCUGUCAGACCCUCAUGUCAUCAAGCUGAGGAAUGUGUCAGUGCAGUUCCUGUCACCAGCUUGACCUUUUCAGGUUGUCCUCGGUCAUUUUUCAUCCUUGAAGAAGCUUGUACCACAUAGGUACCUCUGCUAACGCUUGCUUGAAUGGCAGUUGAAGCAGCAUUGAUCAGCCUCAAGCAUUCUUCCCUCCCAGUUAAUGCCGAUGAGCCAAGAAGUAAGGGAGGACUUGCCGUUUGGCUAAAUGAUGGGAGUUUUCUUAACCUCAUCUCCAGGGAUGCUCUUGUUAUUAGGUGCAUGAAAGGAGUGUAGGUCUCUCUACCUUAGGUGUGAACAAAAGUUGAGACAGCAACCUUAUAGUGACAUACAUAAACACGCAUUGGGGAAUGGUUUCCCUUCACUUCUGUCAAAUGGCAAAGCAGAUGCACGCCUUUGAACUUUUAGCUGGGUAAAUUCUGGGCAUGAAAAAUGUUUUGGCAGACUAGCUCAGCUACCAGGGGCAGGUUGUGGGGACUGAAUGGUUCCUACAUCCUUGUGUGGCGGAAACUCUCCAUUCCAUACCAGACUGCUGGGCUGCUUUUGCAACUCGGGGGCAGUGUGACUAUGUAUGCCUUUCCAUCAUGCAGCCAGGUUCUUCAAGUGAUCAAUAGAGCAAUUAUCACUCCAGUCUCUGAUAACUUUGACCCUAGGAGUCCCUGCUGUACUAUUGUAGAAUGUAAUCUCUUGUCUCCCCUUCUUUAAAAAGGUGGUGGAAAAGGAAGAGGCAGGGUAGAGCCUUUACCCAUACCCAUUGAUUACAUUAUCCACAAUGAAAGACUGCCAACCAAUGGUUCCCCACCUUCACACAAAGGAAAUCCAAAUUCUUUGGGACUGGUUUGUCACUCUGUAUGGUGUCCUGUUCCACCCACAAAGAUGUUCAACCUGUUGGCACUACCCCCUUGAGAAGUCUCUUUUGUCUGUGUCCCCCUAUAGGAAUAAAUGCAAUUUUUUCUAAGUACGGAAACUAUUUUUCUUAGGUAUACAAACUGAAGCCUUUUAUAUUGAGGGUAACCAAGCUUAUCCACCCUGCUAUUAUAUUUCUCUUCAGUUUCACAAUGAAUACAGGCCAGAAGACCAAUGGGUAACAUCAGUUGGGUGAGAUUGGGCAUCAUCUCUCCCCAGUCUCCACCUGGGUAUCACCCUUGUUUAGUUAGUAUAAGGCCAGUUCAGUGUAUGUGUAGAAGUAUACUCCGUAAUGAAGGGCUACAUUUUGUGUACUUAGGAAAAAUACAAAAUACUUUAAAAAUUUGGCAUUUUGGUCCCAUCCUGGGUGGGAUCUUGAUCUGGUGACUAUCAUAUAAGCAACUAAGUCCCCUUUGACCCACACUUCUUUGUCAGCCACAAUGCUUUGAGGUAGGUCCAAUAACAUGUACCAUAGAGUAGACCAUCUUCUCCAAUUUAUGUCAUAGAUGAUGAUCUCUCAUUCCACCUUUAUCAUGACAAGUUCCUUUCAGUCCAUGUGGUGAGGGCCUGUUGCUCUACCUUUAGCCAGGUUUUCCAGCUGAAAGGCAGGGAUCUCUCUUCCUUGGGAUAGUUGCCCAUGCUCAUCCUCCACCAGCUUACACAGAUGCCAUAGAACCCUUGCGAGUAGCCUCGGAUCAAGAUCUCAUCCUCAAGACUUGAUCAGUGCCUUAGCCUCAUUGUCUUAUGUUGAGAAGUUGCAGUUUCAUGGCUUGUGGAAAGCUGGGGUGGUCUUCUGCUCACUUCCAGUUAACUCCCUUGUUAGCCAGUUUGAGCUUUUGCCGAGAAAUCCUCCAACCUAGAAGGCUGUGGUUUGUGCUUACUUAGAAAUUUCAUUUUAGUAAUGUUUUCAUGCACUCUUCAAUUGGGUAAGGCAUGGUUUCAUUAGAAUUUCUCAGUAAUGAAAGCCAUUGGGUGAUAAAUAUACUUUUUUGGUGGUUAUGUUACUUUUAUUUUCUGAAUUGAUUCAACAACAUAUUCAUAAUUAUGGAAAAGUACAGGUCAUAAUCUGUCAUUUUCAGUAUUGUGGCUGAUAUUUCUUUUAUGAGAAGCACAAUGUUUGCCAUCUUUUUGAGAGCAGUCAGACAUUUUAGCCCUGUUUCUCAAGUUCUUUAUAGUUUUCUGGGUGUUAAGGGGCCAAGUGUGAGAGUACUAUCAUUAAUACCAGGCAGGGUUUAUGAAUGCCCUUUCACAAUUUGUAAACUUUUUGAAAUUUCUCUUAUUUGAUGGUCACGUAAUGUGAUGGGUAAAAAAUUUCCAUUAACUGCUGGAGUAUGAGUAAUUACUUGGAAAGUUAUGUCCCCUAUCUUGGAAAGAGGAAUGAGUGCUGUAAAUGUUGCUUCCGACAUGAAUAUAUGUCUCCUUUACUUCCAUAUAUUGUACUUUAAGCAAUUUUAAUCUUAUAAAAUAUGCUCUCCAGAAGGGUAAACUGUUACAAUUCCAUUUAGAAUUUUAGUAUCUAAUAACUUGACUUAAGUGCAAUAUAUGAAUAAAUUUUUUAAAAUAUCAAAUCAGUGUUAUCACAUUGAAGGAUAUAAAAAUAUACUGAGAUCA